GAGGGAUACUGAAGGGGAGACGCGCCGGAGGAGCGCAUAUAAAGGGAGGGAGCGGAGUCUCACUGCUCACAGCAAAUUCAGGCAGCCGAGGCUGACUGUAGCUCCCCCACUUGGCCGGCAAUUAAGUUUUAGAGGUGCUUAACAAUGAUGGUAUUUGCUGUGUGCAUCACUGUGCUGCUAGUGUCUUUGACUUGCGGGGACCUGUCAGGCGUUUCUCCACAAAACGCUGACGUCCAGCAGGAGAUUGUGAAUGUGCACAAUGCCUUCAGGAGAACAGUGCAGCCAACUGCUACAAACAUGCUAAAAAUGUCCUGGAACGCACAGCUGUCCACGAAUGCUCAAAACUGGAUUAACAACUGCAAUUUGACUCAUGGGCCUCCUAGUAGCCGGGAGAUUGACGGGUACCAGUGUGGCGAGAACUUAUUUAAGUCUAAUGCUGUAUAUAACUGGACUUCUGUUGUUGGGGCAUGGCACAAUGAAGUCAAGAAUUACCAGUUUCCCAUUGGAUCCAUUAACGGAAACCCGAUUGGCCAUUACACACAGGUGGUGUGGUAUGGCUCUUAUGAGGUAGGAUGUGGGGUCACCUACUGCAGCAACUCUGCAACGUACUUCUACGGCUGCCACUACUUCCGAGCUGGGAACUUCAAAGAAGUUCCUCCGUAUACUAAGGGGGACUCAUGUGCUGACUGCCCAAACAACUGUGAUGACAAACUGUGCACUAACCCGUGUCCAUACAUCGACAAAUACAGCAAUUGCCCAAACCUGGUACAGACAAAUGGAUGUGGCAACUCCGACGUCAAGGAAUGGUGUCCCAGCUUGUGCCAGUGCCAGGCAAAAAUCCGGCCAAUUGCAAAGAAAUGACAUACUUCAUGCAGCCCUUCCAGAAAGAAAUAACUUUAAACUAAUACAUUUCUAUUUGGUUGUUAAUCAACAUUUACAUUGAAGGCGGUAUUGGCUAUUUAAAAUAUAAAUGUUUGACUAGAUAAUAAAAACCUUGUUAAUUACUAGUCGGGAUGAUAUGAAGAAAGACGGAAUAGUUUACUUGGGAUUUCCUGCGUCGUUCUUUCCUCUUUACUCUCAAGGCUCUCAUCUUCCUGCUUCUAUAUUUCUACUCGCUGGGGUGAUGGUUUACAUUUGCCUCAUGUAACUGUUUGCUUCCAUGUAAUAA
This is a messenger RNA of Paramormyrops kingsleyae, 1168 nucleotides long. NCBI's taxonomy places the organism in Eukaryota, Metazoa, Chordata, Actinopteri, Osteoglossiformes, Mormyridae. The record is from RefSeq and is a predicted model, not a curated record.